Cornus florida is the source of this 402-nucleotide messenger RNA. RefSeq names its product E3 ubiquitin-protein ligase RHF1A-like. Bases 1 to 402 code for a protein of 133 amino acids. Gene Ontology annotation, molecular function: zinc ion binding; ubiquitin-protein transferase activity. The record is from RefSeq and is a predicted model, not a curated record. The transcript has a single exon. NCBI's taxonomy places the organism in Eukaryota, Viridiplantae, Streptophyta, Magnoliopsida, Cornales, Cornaceae.
AUGUCUUCGUCUUCGUCUUCUGGAGUUGCCAACGACAACUACGAAGACGCUUGCAGUAUGUGUCUCGAGCCUUUCAACACCGAUGAUCCUGCCUCUAUUACCAACUGCAAACAUGAGUAUCAUCUGCAGUGCAUUCUUGAAUGGUCACAAAGAAGCAAAGAGUGCCCAAUAUGUUGGCAGCUGCUUGUCUUGGAAGACCCUGCCAGCCAAGAACUUCUAGCUGCAGUGGAGAAUAAAAGGAGUUUGAGGUCAAGGCACAAAAUUCGUCACACCCAUGGGGGCUAUGAAAUUGAUCGUAAAGCUUUUGCAGAUGAUUCUGAUUUUGAUGAGCGUAUUAUGCGACAUUUUGCUGCUACAACUAGUAGAGCUUGUUAUGUUAAUAAAAGGGAGAAGGAAACAUAA